AUGACGAGCUGCACACUCCUCUGGAGGGAGCUCUCGGACCACUUCUUGUCCUUGGAGCAAAACAUCCUGAAGAAGUCUGAGGCCCUCAGGAACAAAAUCCAAACCCUAGACCACCAGACCAAGGCCUCCCUCAACGAUCUCGAGAAGCGUGAGGUUACCAUCCAAGGCAGCGUUGAGAUCGUACUGGAGAAAGUGGAGGCGAAAAUGGAGGCUGCACUCACGGCUCUUCGGAGGGCAUCCCAAGAGGAUGAGAACGGAAAGGUCAACAACGGCAAGGGCUUACUGCUGAGUCUAAAGUCGUUUUUCUUGAAAAUGGACGCUCUUGGGUUUUGGAGGUUCAUCACUGGGAAGAAGAAAGAGUUGGACGCGUUGAGGGCUCAGAUGCCUCUAGCUCUGGCUGAGUGCGUGGAUCCACCAAGGUUCGUGCAGCAAUCGAUAUUGGAGGUGUUUUCGAUGGACAAGAGGGUGGAGAAGAGCGAUAGAGUGAAUGAUUUGGGCUGGGCCUGCGUUCUAGUGCUGGAGUCGUUAAUACUGGUGGUGGUGGACCCGAUGAUCGGGAAGUCAAGGUUGCUGGUGAUGCCGAGCGUGAAGGAUUGCGCCAAGGAAAUAGCCGAGAAGUGGAAGGCAAGCCUAGAGGAGUGCCGUGGGAUCGAGAACAUAAAGACAGGCCUUCAAGCUUGUUAA
This is a messenger RNA of Alnus glutinosa, 684 nucleotides long. RefSeq names its product FRIGIDA-like protein 4b. The coding region runs from base 1 to 684 and encodes 227 amino acids. The record is from RefSeq and is a predicted model, not a curated record. The transcript has a single exon. NCBI's taxonomy places the organism in Eukaryota, Viridiplantae, Streptophyta, Magnoliopsida, Fagales, Betulaceae.